AUGGUGAGCGCCAGCGUUUGUACCUCAGCAGGCCGCGCGCUCUCAUCGAGGUUUUGGCUCAGCGUCAAGCAAGGUGCCCUCUCCUCUCCCUGCCUCAGUUACGACUCGAGUCUCUUUACAGGUGCUGAGAGGCUGCCUACGACGCAGAAUUCAACCCCAGCGAACGCCGCCGCCGCCGUGCUGGGCUCUCUGCAGUCUCGCGCUUCGUUGCUCUUGUCGGCCGAGAGACUAGUUGCUUCUGCUCCCUCGGGACAGAAAACCCGCCUCCUCUCUGCCCUGUCGAGAAGCGCGCAAGAAGGCCCCUGCCGCGCGGUCUCGUCGCCCCCUCGCGGGCUCGCGGUGUCUCCUUCUGCUGCCGUCGCCCCGUCGCCAUCCUCCACGAGAGCCUCUGUCUCUGCGGCGGCGCAGUCCGCGAGUCUGUUGGCGUUCUCCCCUUUUUUGGCGCCAGUUUCGCCGUUGGCCUUCGGAUCAGGGGCGCAGGCUACAAAGCGACAGUUCUACACGUAUGGAGGUCUGCAUGCAGCGCGCGAAGGCCACACGCCCUCCGCAGCGUCACCGUUCGUCCCCCCGCGACACGCGACGACGAUUCUCUGCGUGCGCAAGGGCGACCAGGUGUGCGUCGCCGGGGACGGUAUGGUUUCUCAGGGGCAAAUGAUUGUGAAACCAAAUGCGCGAAAAAUCCGGCGAUUGCAAGAAGGCGUCGUGUGUGGCUUUGCCGGCGCGACGGCCGACUGUUUCACGCUUGUGGAGAAACUCGAAGCGAAGCUCGAUGAGUAUCCAGGCCAGCUCCUUCGGGCGUGCGUGGAGCUCGCCAAGCAGUGGCGCACGGAUCGUUACCUCCGUCACCUCGAGGCAGUUUUGAUUGUCGCCGAUAAAAAGAUGUCGCUGGAGGUCAGCGGCGUGGGCGACGUCUUGGAGUCUCACGACGGAAUUCUCGGCGUCGGCUCUGGAGGCCCGUACGCUGUCGCUGCGGCGCGCGCCCUGUACGAUAUCGAUGGAUUGAGCGCCCACGAGAUAUGCAAGCGCUCGAUGACCAUCGCGGCGAGCAUGUGCUGUCACACGAAUGACCGCGUCCUGUUUGAGGUGUUAGAGAACGAGGCGAAGCCCGUGACGGCGCCACAGUCCAGCCCUGUCUCGACGAAUGCGAGUCCUGUCUCAGCCCCGACUCCUCCGCAAGAAUCUCAGUAA
Messenger RNA from Besnoitia besnoiti, 1188 nucleotides. Its product is annotated as putative heat shock protein hslv. Gene Ontology annotation, molecular function: threonine-type endopeptidase activity. The record is from RefSeq and is a predicted model, not a curated record. Gene Ontology annotation, cellular component: HslUV protease complex; proteasome core complex. Lineage: Eukaryota; Apicomplexa; Conoidasida; Eucoccidiorida; Sarcocystidae. The transcript has 7 exons. Bases 1 to 1188 code for a protein of 395 amino acids.